CCUUCCUUGAUGAUGGUUCUGCACAUGGUCUCUCUAGCUCUUCCCCCUCUUUUCUCUUCCAUGUUGACAGAUUUGCUGGGCAGUUACGGACUUUCUGAUUUGGCCGACAUUGAAGCAAUUCUGAAUCCAGGUGCUAUUGGCCAGAGACCAUUUAUUAAUCCUGACUUCAUGGAUUAUGAGUCCUUGCUGGCUUUGGGAGAACAGCUUGGUGAGGUCAGUAAAGGAAUGGAGGACUCAGAGAUCAACAAACUGGCUAUAUGCAGGCACAAAACUAGCCCAAGUCGGCAGGGAGCCAGUGCCUCCGCCAGCUCUGGCCUGGAACCACCGCAAUGCAACAUUUGUCUCAACGAUUAUGAAAACGGAGAUGAGAAGCGAGUGUUGCCCUGCAAGCAUGAAUUUCAUAAACAUUGCGUAGAUCAAUGGCUACAGACCAAUGCCACCUGUCCAAUCUGUAGGUCGGAUGUCCGGAAAAAAGAGUCUUGA
Candidula unifasciata is the source of this 483-nucleotide messenger RNA. NCBI's taxonomy places the organism in Eukaryota, Metazoa, Mollusca, Gastropoda, Stylommatophora, Geomitridae. The record is from the annotation of a GenBank genome assembly.